AUGGCGGAUGCAGUUGUGUCCCCUCUCCUCAAGGUUCUGUCUAACCGGCUGGAUUCUCUUGCUGAAGCUCUUGGCUAUGACGUCAUCUUUAAAAAGAUGCGGGAUGCAUUAGGUUCGUUGGGAGCACUAGCUAGCCAAGUGGAAGAACAACCUCUUGGCAACAACCAGUCAAUCCAUCUGUGGCUAAUGGAGCUGAAAGAAGUGGCUUACAACGCCGACGAUCUGGUUGAUGAUUGGGAGCUAUUGGCCAUGAAGAAGGCUACCACAACGACCAAGGUAGCCAAUUGCUUUUCCCUCAUGUCUGAUGUGUACCGCUACAGAAUCAAGCACAGGAUGAAGGAUCUGCAAGCAAGAUUCGACGAAAUCUUAAAAGGAGGGACUGCACUUCACCUUCUUGCAACUGUUUCUCAAACUACAGAGAGGAUCCCCGGUCUCAAUGUGAACGUCCAAACUUCUUCUUACAUCUCUGAAAUAUCUGCUGUUUAUGGAAGGGAUGUUGACAAAGAGAAAAUACAAGACAUGCUAUUAUGGGACGGCGACCAUGAGCAUCAGCAACAAGAAGUUCGUGUGAUCGCACUUGUAGGCAUGGGAGGAAUUGGAAAGACAGCUCUUGCACAAGUCAUGUACAACGAAGAGAGAGUACAAAUGAGUUUUGAUUUAAGGAUUUGGGUUACCGUGGGUGAGGAUUUUGACCUCAUGAGGAUAGCUGAAGCGAUCCUGUAUGUUUCGACUCACAGCUCACAGAAGUUCUCCAACAUGGAUGCAUUAGAGACAGCUGUUACUAUGGAAUUGCGGGGGAAGAGAUUUUUGUGUGUGCUUGAUGAUGUGUGGUGUGAAAAUCUGCACGAAUGGGAGAUCUUAAGGAGAUGGUUCAGUGCAGGUAAUUCAGGAUCUGCUGUUAUGUUAACUACACGCAAUGCAAGAGUUGCAAAUUUCAUGACAGAUGGUGCUGGCCUGUAUUACUUAAGAGCCUUACCUGACACAGACUGUUGGGAUUUUUUCAAAAGUUUAGCAUUUGGAUCUUUGGAUAAAAAUGUUGAUUUGGAAAAGAUCGGUAUGGAAAUUGUUCGCAAGUGUGGGGGACUGCCUCUCGCUGUUAAGACCCUGGGCAGCUUACUGUCCUACAAAAAACAAGUGCACGAGUGGUUGUCAAUCCUGGACAAUGAUGCACGGGAUUCACUCGAACACUGUGUCUUACCAGUUUUGAAGCUGAGCUACGAUCAUCUUCCAGCACAUCUCAAGCAAUGUUUUGCAUAUUGUUCAGUAUUCCCAAAGGAUUAUGCAAUCAACAAGGAAAAAUUGAUCCGGCUGUGGAUUGCAGAAGGUUUUGUUGAGUCAAGUACCAUUAGGAAGGAGUUGGAGGACGUUGCUGAUGAUUUUUUCAUGGAAUUGUUGCAACGGUUUUGUUAA
Messenger RNA from Prunus mume (Japanese apricot), 1410 nucleotides. NCBI's taxonomy places the organism in Eukaryota, Viridiplantae, Streptophyta, Magnoliopsida, Rosales, Rosaceae. The record is from RefSeq and is a predicted model, not a curated record.